This is a messenger RNA of Microdochium trichocladiopsis, 2178 nucleotides long. RefSeq names its product DNA mismatch repair protein. Gene Ontology annotation, molecular function: ATP binding; mismatched DNA binding; ATP hydrolysis activity. The transcript has 2 exons. Gene Ontology annotation, biological process: mismatch repair. Bases 1 to 2178 code for a protein of 725 amino acids. Gene Ontology annotation, cellular component: MutLalpha complex. The record is from RefSeq and is a predicted model, not a curated record. Lineage: Eukaryota; Fungi; Ascomycota; Sordariomycetes; Xylariales; Microdochiaceae.
AUGGAUGUCAACGAGCCUCGCGGCACAAAGAGGAAGGCCAAUGACGAGUCCGCGGACGACCCGGCGCACGCCGCCCGCCGCAUCCGCGCCCUCGACCCAGACGUCGUCAACAAGAUUGCCGCCGGCGAGAUCAUUGUUGCUCCCGUCCACGCCCUCAAGGAGCUUAUCGAGAAUGCCAUAGAUGCCGGCUCCACUUCCCUAGAGGUCCUUGUCAAGGAGGGCGGCCUCAAGCUCCUCCAGAUCACAGACAACGGCCAUGGUAUUGACAAAGAAGACCUGCCGAUCCUGUGCGAACGCUUCACCACCUCGAAGCUCAGCACCUUUGAGGAUCUGAGCAACAUCAACACGUACGGCUUUCGAGGCGAGGCCCUCGCCAGCAUCAGCCACAUCGCCCACCUGCAGGUGACCACAAAGACGAAGGACUCGGCAGCAGCAUGGAGGGCAAAUUACGAAGGCGGGAAGCUCACUCCAGCCAAGCCCGGGCAGUCAGCAGAUCCCAAACCUACCGCAGGCCGGCAGGGAACUCAGAUCACCGUUGAGGACCUCUUUUACAAUGUGCCGACCCGGCGCAAGGCCUUCCGCUCCCCCUCGGACGAAUUCAACAAGAUCAUCGACAUGGUCGGGCGUUACGCCAUCCACUCGCAGGGGGUAGCGUUCUCCUGCAAGAAGCACGGUGAUGCUGGCACGGCCAUCACGAUAUCGUCCCAGGCAUCAACCGUGGACCGCAUCAGACAAAUUCACGGCGGAUCCGUAGCCAACGAGCUUAUUGCGUUCGAGGCCCAGGACGAUCGCUGGGGUUUCAAAGCCUCAGGCUGGGCCACCAAUGCUAACUACCACAUCAAGAAAACCACAUUGCUGCUCUUCAUCAACCACCGCAGCGUUGAGUCGACACAUAUUAAAAAGGCCCUCGAACAGACCUACUCGAUGUUCCUGCCCAAGAACGGCCAUCCCUUUGUCUAUCUCAAUCUUGAGAUUGACCCUCGCCGCGUGGACGUCAAUGUUCACCCUACAAAACGCGAGGUACACUUUCUGAAUGAAGAUGAGAUCCUGCAGUCUAUCUGCGACAACAUCAGGGAGAAGCUCGCCGCUGUCGACACGAGUCGGACGUUUCUGACACAGACGCUCUUGCCUGGUGCCAUCAGCCAGGACCGGGACGACCUUGACGAUGCCGGCAACUCCCUAAAGACGCCAGCACCAAAUCGCCGAUCACAAUCACGCCCCAACGAGAACAAUCUGGUGCGCACCGAUGCGUCGCUACGCAAGAUCACUAGCAUGUUCCAAGCAACAUCUAACUCACCAACACCGGGAGGGGCGGGCAGCGCUGCUGCAAACGAACCCUCUCUGGAUCCCUUGUACGAGAUCAUUGAGCGAGAGCCGAUUGUAUGUCGUCUGACGAGCGUGCGGGAUCUGCGUUCAGAAGUCCGGGACGACAUGCACCACGAGCUGACUGAGAUCAUCGCGAGCCAUACGUUUGUUGGUAUCGUGGACGAGCAACGGAGGCUGGCUGCAAUACAGGGCGGCGUCAAGCUGUACUUGAUCGACUAUGGUCGCGCGUGUUUUGAGUAUUUCUACCAAGUUGGGCUGACGGACUUUGGAAACUUUGGCACCAUCAGAUUCCAGCCAGCGCUCUCCCUGAGAGACAUAUUGCGGACUGCAGCCGAGCACGAGAAGGCGACAGCUGCAGAUGGAGAGCUCAUGGACGAUGAUGACUUUGAUAUCGACGAAGUGGUGGCCAAAGUUGAGCAGCAGCUCAUUGAGCGCAGAGAGAUGCUGCAAGAGUACUUCAGCCUCGAAAUCUCGCCAUCGGGUGAGCUGUGGAGCAUCCCACUCCUGAUGAGAGGAUACACGCCAUCGUUGGCCAAGCUGCCCCAGUUUCUUCUCCGCCUUGGCCCUUAUGUGGACUGGACAGAAGAGAAGGCAUGCUUUGAGACGUUCUUGCGCGAGCUGGCCAGUUUCUACGUCCCUGAGCAGCUGCCAUCGCUCCCGGGGACAGAGCAAGCAGAGGAGGACAUACCGGAUGAGGUGAAGGAGCGAAGGGCGUACAUCCGGCGGACCAUCGAGCAUGUCAUCUUUCCGGCGCUUAAAGCACGAUUGGUGGCGACAAAAUCGUUCAUGAAAUCAGGCGUCCUUGAGCUGGCCAGUCUCAAAGGGUUGUACCGCGUGUUUGAGCGAUGCUAG